AUGACUUCUGUACCUUCUGUCCAAAAAGCGGCACUGAUUAAAGAACCUGGCGAUAAUGCGAAAAUUAUAAUCCGACCAGAUAUUCCCGUUGAAAAACCUCAACAACAUGAGAUUCUGAUCAAGCUGGAGUUUACAGGUCUUUGUGGUUCGGAAGUUCGUGCUGUGUCGGGAUGGGGACCGUAUGAUCCCAUUAUAGGACAUGAAGGUGUCGGAACGGUUGUUCAGACUGGAAAUGAUGUUGAUACUGGGAUGAUGGGUAAGAGAGUUGGUGUCAAAUGGCUUUACAGCGCUUGCGGGACUUGCCGUAUCUGCAAGAAAGGUUAUCACAAUAACUGCCCCAAACAGAUGAACACCGGGAAGCAUGUUCCUGGAACUCUAAAAGAGUAUAUGAUCGCUGAUGCGAGGUAUGUGACGCUAAUCCCGGAUGGCAUUCCUGGUGAGGUGGCUGGUCCUCUGCUGUGUGCUGGGUUGACCAUGUCUGGAGCUGUUUCGAAAGUUGAGGGAUAUGCUGAGAAGGGCGAUUGGGUUGUCAUUUCUGGCUCUGGAGGUGGUCUUGGACAUCUUGGCGUACAGAUUGCCAGUAGACUCAAGGGUCUGCGAGUCAUUGCGAUUGACACCGGAGAAGCGAGGCGGAAGCUGAGCUUGGACAGCGGGGCUGAGCAUUUCAUCGACUUCAAAGCUGAAAACGUGGAAGAGAAGGUGAAGGAGAUCACCGGGGAGGGAGCUGCUGCUGUGUUGGUGGUUACUGCCUCACAAGAGGCUUUUGUUCAAGCCCCAAGUCUCGUCAGGAACAUGGGAAUUAUCGUCACGAUUGGACUGCCGAGGAACGACUUUAAUAUUCCUCUCUCUGCUACCAUCUGCUCAGCUAAAGACCUCACAGUCACUGGUGUAAUGGUAGGAACAGAAGAACAGAUGGAAGAACUUCUGCAACAUGCCUUGGCAGGCACAAUAGUCCCAGCAGUCAAUGUCCUCGACUUCGACCAAGUUGGAAACGUCAUCGAGGAUCUCAAGAAGCAGCAAGUCACCGGCAGAGUAGUGGUCAAGAUCCCAUAG
Fusarium coffeatum is the source of this 1053-nucleotide messenger RNA. RefSeq lists its product as uncharacterized. The record is from RefSeq and is a predicted model, not a curated record. Lineage: Eukaryota; Fungi; Ascomycota; Sordariomycetes; Hypocreales; Nectriaceae. The transcript has 3 exons. Bases 1 to 1053 code for a protein of 350 amino acids. Gene Ontology annotation, molecular function: zinc ion binding; oxidoreductase activity.